Molecule: messenger RNA, 6527 nt
Organism: Nicrophorus vespilloides
Lineage: Eukaryota; Metazoa; Arthropoda; Insecta; Coleoptera; Silphidae
Gene: Mi-2
Product: chromodomain-helicase-DNA-binding protein Mi-2 homolog
Exons: 6
Coding region: 225-6077 (1950 amino acids)
Biological process (GO): negative regulation of transcription by RNA polymerase II; chromatin remodeling
Cellular component (GO): nucleus; chromatin
Molecular function (GO): histone binding; ATP-dependent chromatin remodeler activity; chromatin binding
Source: RefSeq, a predicted model, not a curated record
AUUUAGGGUAAAAGAAUAGAAGCCAGCGGAUAGCAGCGGUUAGUGAAAAGGAAGGAGAAGAGACGAUACCGCUACAAUUUCGUUGGUUUUGGCGACUUGUUUGUUUUUUUCAGUUUAGAGUUUAACAACUUAUUGUGUUUUGCUUUUAUGAGUGCGACGAGAAAAGGUAGCCCAGGAACUCGAGUUUGAUCUGUUCGUGGUCGUGGUAGUGUUUUCCAUCGGUCAUGGCAUCGGAGGAAGAAUUGGAUGAAUCGUACGCCGGAGAUGAAGAUGCUGUGGAAGAAGGUGCAACAGAGCAAGUUGAAAAUUCACCAGAAUCCGAUGAUAAUCAACUAAAAGUUGAGGAGGAAGAUGAUGAUUACGAGCCUGAAGAUGGUAGAAAGAAGAAGAAAGGCAAGAAGAGAAAAGCCAGAAGUGAAGAAAAGAAGGGCAAAAAGAAGAAGAAGAAGAAAAAGAAUGACAGUGGAGAUGAGAGUGACUUUGGUGAAGAAGAGAACGCCGAUUCUGACUACGGUAGCAAGAAAGUACGUAAGUCCAGAGGUUCUACGAAACACUCGGCACCAGCUACUCCUGUCCAAGAGACAGCUGCAGCUAGUAGCGCCGGAGGUGUCAGUAUGCCGACCAUUGAAGAGGUGUGCUCCACCUUUAGUUUGACCGAUGUCGAUUUAGAGUAUAGCGAAUCAGAUUACGCUAACUUGACUACGUAUAAAUUAUUUCAACAACAUGUCAGACCUUUAUUGGCUAAAGAAAAUCCUAAGGUUCCAAUGACAAAGCUGAUGAUGUUGGUUGCUGCUAAAUGGAGGGAAUUCUCCACUAUGAAUCCUCAUCUGCAAACUGAAGGAGCGGAAUCUAGUCAAGCUGAACCCGAAUAUUCGAAACCAACAAGAACUCGAGUUUCCAAGGAACCGCCAAAAGAUGAAGAAGAAGAGGAAGAAGAUGAUGACGACGAUGAUGGAAAGAGUAAACGGAAGCGAGCGUCUAGGGCUAGUAAAAAGGCGGCGAAGAAAGGAAAAGUACCUACGCUGAAAAUAAAGUUCGGCAAAAGAAAACGCGGCAGUUCUGAAGAUGAUGGUGAAGGUAGCGCCAAUGGCUCUGAUCGUGAUUCAGAUAUGGAAUUCGAGCAGAUGCUUCAAGAAGGAUACGAUGGUUCCAGUAAAACCACAAGCACCACAGAAGAAACGCCCUCGCAGCCCACAACCGAAGCGGGCGAGGAGAACCCACCUGUUCCUAGGAAAAAAGCGAAAACUAAGAUUGGAAACAAGAGCAAGAAAAAACGAAAAGUGAAGACCACCGGUAAAUUCCCUGACGGCGAGGAGCAGUACGAACACCAAGAUUACUGCGAGGUCUGCCAGCAAGGCGGUGAGAUUAUUCUGUGCGAUACUUGCCCAAGGGCUUACCAUUUGGUUUGCUUGGAUCCCGAACUUGAAGAUACGCCAGAAGGCAGGUGGAGUUGCCCGCAUUGCGAAAAUGAAGGACCAGCCGAACAAGAUGAUGAUGAGCAUCAAGAAUUUUGCAGAGCUUGUAAAGAUGGUGGUGAACUGCUUUGUUGCGAUUCAUGUCCUUCCGCUUAUCACACCCAUUGUCUGAAUCCACCGUUAUCCGAAAUUCCAGACGGUGACUGGAAAUGCCCACGUUGUAGUUGUCAAGCUUUGUUCGGAAAAGUUACGAAGAUUUUGACAUGGAAAUGGGUUGAAAUUCCCAACAAAGAAGGUGAAGAAAAUAAGAAACCUAAAAGGAAGCGCGAAUAUUUCGUUAAAUGGCACGAGCGUUCUUAUUGGCAUAGCAGUUGGAUUACUGAGCUCCAGCUGGACGUGCACCAUCCUUUGAUGUUCAGAAACUUUAUGCGUAAAUACGAUAUGGAAGAGCCUCCCAAAUUGGAGGAGCCUCUAGAUGAAAGUGACAGCCGUCACAAACGAUUGCAGAACAUGGGACAAAUCAAAGACGAGGAAUUGGAAGAGAAAUUCUACAAAUACGGAGUUAAACCCGAGUGGCUUAUCGUGCAUCGUGUUAUUAAUCACAGAACUAUGAGAGAUGGCCGUACUCUUUAUUUGGUAAAAUGGAGAGAAUUGCCUUACGAUCAAGCGACUUGGGAGGAAGAGAACGAUGAUAUUCCCGGUUUAAAGUUGGCCAUGGAGUAUUAUACGGACUUGAAAGCAGCUUGCCUGAAUGAAAUCUCGAAGAAGGGCAAGAAAGGUAAAGGAAAGAAGUCUAAAACACGCGAGUUGAUUGAUGACGAUGAUAGGAUUACUCCUAGACGUUACACGCCACCACCAGAAAAACCCACAAGUGAUCUUAAAAAGAAAUAUGAUAAACAACCUGAAUAUUUCACAGAAACUGGAAUGCAACUGCAUCCGUAUCAGUUGGAGGGCUUAAAUUGGUUGCGAUAUUCUUGGGGCAAUGGCACUGACACCAUCUUAGCCGACGAAAUGGGUUUGGGAAAAACUAUUCAAACCAUCACAUUUUUGUAUUCUUUGUACAAAGAAGGUCAUUGCAAAGGACCAUUCUUAGUCAGUGUCCCGUUGUCCACAAUCAUCAAUUGGGAGAGAGAAUUCGAACUCUGGGCUCCUGAUUUCUACUGUAUUACUUACGUAGGUGACAAAGAUUGCAGAGCCGUAAUCCGUGAGAACGAAAUCAGUUUCGAAGAAGGUUCUUGCAGUAGAGGAACGAAAGCAGGCAAAGUUCGUGCGAGUUCCAUCAAGUUUAACGUAUUAUUAACAAGUUACGAAUUAAUAUCAAUCGACGCUGCUUGCUUGGGAUCCAUCGAUUGGGCUGUAUUAGUAGUAGACGAAGCUCACAGAUUGAAAAGUAACCAAUCCAAAUUCUUCCGAUUACUUGCCGGUUACAAUAUUUCCUACAAAUUGCUGCUAACAGGAACACCGCUUCAAAACAACUUGGAGGAAUUGUUCCACUUGCUGAAUUUCUUGAACAGCUCCAAAUUUAACGAUUUGUCAACUUUCCAAAAUGAAUUUGCGGAUAUUUCUAAAGAAGAUCAAGUGAAGAAGUUGCACGAACUGUUGGGUCCUCACAUGCUGCGACGUUUGAAAGCCGACGUAUUAAAGAACAUGCCAUCGAAGUCAGAGUUUAUUGUGAGAGUCGAGCUUUCGCCUAUGCAAAAGAAAUACUACAAAUAUAUAUUGACGAGAAACUAUGAGGCACUGAAUCCAAAGGGCGGUGGCCAAUCGGUCUCGUUAUUGAACAUUAUGAUGGACUUGAAGAAAUGCUGUAACCAUCCAUACCUGUUCCCUGUGGCUGCAGAAGAAGCACCUUUGGGACCACACGGUAAUUACGAGACUCAAAGUUUGAUUAAGGCCGCCGGAAAAUUGGUCCUUCUGUCGAAAAUGUUAAAAAUAUUGAAAGGUCAAGGCCACAGAGUGUUGAUUUUCUCGCAGAUGACAAAAAUGUUGGACAUUUUAGAAGAUUAUCUAGAAGGCGAAGGUUACAAGUACGAACGUAUCGAUGGUGCUAUCACAGGUUCCCUGAGACAGGAAGCUAUUGACAGAUUUAAUGCACCUGGAGCACCUCAAUUCGUCUUUCUGCUAUCCACUCGUGCUGGUGGUUUAGGUAUCAAUUUGGCUACAGCUGAUACCGUUAUUAUUUAUGAUUCUGAUUGGAAUCCCCAUAAUGACAUCCAGGCGUUCUCAAGAGCUCACAGAAUUGGUCAAGCGAACAAGGUAAUGAUCUAUCGAUUCGUGACACGUAACAGUGUAGAGGAAAGGGUUACACAAGUGGCCAAAAGAAAAAUGAUGUUGACUCAUUUGGUCGUUAGGCCUGGAAUGGGCGGCAAAGGUGCAAAUUUCACUAAGCAGGAAUUAGAUGACAUUUUAAGGUUUGGUACUGAAGAACUCUUCAAAGAAGAUGAAGGUAAAGAGGACGAGGCAAUCCACUACGAUGAAAAGGCUGUUUCGGAUCUGUUAGACAGAUCCAAAGAGGGUAUAGAGCAGAAGGAGAACUGGGCCAACGAAUAUCUCAGUUCAUUCAAGGUCGCCAGUUACGUAACGAAGGAAGGUGAUACUGAAGAAGAAGUCGACACAGAAAUUAUUAAACAGGAGGCGGAGAAUACGGAUCCUGCUUAUUGGAUAAAAUUGCUCAGGCAUCACUAUGAACAGCAGCAGGAGGACAUUGCCAGGACGUUAGGCAAAGGAAAACGUGUGAGGAAACAAGUCAAUUACAAUGACGGUGGUAUGACCACAGAUACACGAGAGGAUAGCACGUGGCAAGAAAAUCUGUCUGACUAUAAUAAUUCAGAUUUCUCUGCCGGUUCUGACGAGGAUAAGGAGGAUGAUGAUUUCGAUGAAAAGAACGAGGGCGACUUGAACAGAAGAAGAGGACGCUCUAUUCGCAAGGAUGAGAGAGAUCGUCCGCUGCCGCCGCUUCUGGCUAGAGUGGGAGGAAAUAUCGAAGUUCUCGGAUUCAAUGCUCGGCAAAGGAAAGCUUUCCUUAAUGCUAUUAUGCGUUACGGUAUGCCACCGCAAGAUGCAUUCAAUUCUCAAUGGCUUGUGCGCGAUUUACGUGGAAAAUCUGAGAAGAUCUUCAAAGCUUACGUCUCUCUUUUCAUGAGACAUCUUUGUGAACCAGGUGCUGAUAAUGCCGAAACAUUUGCUGAUGGUGUACCACGAGAAGGCCUUAGCCGGCAACAUGUUUUAACGAGAAUUGGUGUUAUGUCAUUGAUUCGCAAGAAAGUUCAAGAAUUCGAACACAUUAAUGGCGAGUACAGUAUGCCAGAGGCUGUACGCAAAGCUCUGGAAGCGAAGAAGGAAGCUAAGGCUGCAGCGGAAGCGGCGGCUGCUGCGGCCGCGGCAGCAGCAGCGGCGGCGACGGCAGCAGCAAAUGCUGCUGCUGCAAGUACUGCGACUACUACUGCAGCAACAACUGUAGCGACCAGUACUCCUGCAACGACUGACGAUAAUAAGAGUACAACAACAAGCACUACAGAAACACCUGGUACUAGCGCGACUGCAAGUCCAGCACCAACAGCAGAACCCGAGAAGGAAAAAGAAGAGGAAUCUAAGGAAGAAAUUGUUAAAGAUGAAACCAAGGAAACUAAACCCGAAGAAACUGAAGUGCCAGUUAAAGCGGAAGCCGAGGUGAAAGAAACUGAGGAAAAACCAGCGGAAACGCCUACGACCGAAGAAAUUGUCGAUAAGAAACCUGAGGUUGAAAAGGUGGAACCUAAAGAGGAGCCUGUUAAGGAAGAAGUAGAUAUAAAGAAAGAGGUUAAAGACGACAAAAAAGACGAUGAAGAUGUAAUUGUCGUGGGAGAGGAGAAGAAAGACAAACGGGAAGAGGAUGAAGAAGCCAAGAGGAAAUUCAUGUUCAAUAUUGCUGAUGGAGGUUUCACCGAGUUACACACUCUUUGGUUAAAUGAAGAGAAAGCAGCUGCCCCGGGCCGCGAGUAUGAAAUCUGGCACAGACGGCACGAUUAUUGGUUGCUUGCAGGUAUUGUAACUCAUGGUUACGGACGUUGGCAAGAUAUUCAAGCGGAUUCCAGAUUCACGAUCAUUAACGAACCGUUUAAAAUGGACGUUGGAAAGGGAAACUUCCUCGAGAUCAAGAAUAAGUUUCUCGCAAGACGUUUCAAGCUUUUGGAGCAGGCUCUGGUCAUUGAGGAGCAGCUCAGGCGGGCUGCUUAUUUGAAUCUGACUCAAGACCCGAAUCAUCCAGCCAUGUCUCUGAAUGCUCGUUUCGCUGAGGUCGAAUGUUUGGCCGAAUCUCACCAACAUCUAAGUAAAGAAUCUUUGGCGGGAAACAAACCGGCGAACGCCGUCCUCCACAAAGUAUUGAAUCAGCUGGAGGAGCUGUUAUCCGACAUGAAGUCGGACGUUUCCAGACUACCAGCUACAUUGGCCAGGAUCCCGCCAGUAGCUCAAAGACUUCAGAUGUCGGAAAGAAGUAUUUUGUCGCGACUGGCAGCCACAUCGUCAUCCAGCAAUCAAACAACUGCCCAAGUGAUGAGCCAGUUCCCAGCUGGCUUCAACGCUGGAAACUUGCCAGGUUUUGCGGCCGCUGCUGCUAACUUCGCCAACUUCCGGCCGCAGUAUUCAGUUCCUGGCCAGCCACCAUCCGGGUUCCCCUCCUAGGUAAACAGUUAGACAACUUCAAUCCGUAAAGAAACUGGUUUUAUUACGUCUUUAAUAGAUUUAAGCUGAAUUUUGAUUCUUUUCCAUCUUGGCUAUCGGUGUCUCCUAGAAUUAAUUACAAUUAUUAAAUUUAACUAGUUUUAAUGUUGUCUAACAUUUUAUAAAUACUUAGAUGUUAGGAACUUUACUGUAUCUGUCAUUCGAUUUUAUUUUAUUUCCCUAUACGAUGCAUAUAUUAAUAUUAUUAUUUUAUUUAUUUCGAACUGUCGGAGGGCGCAAAUUUUCUCGCAUUUCAAUUUUAUUUUUGAUAAGUUUUGAUUUUUUUUUCUCCUAAGGGCUCCCAUAUACAAAAAUGGCACUCAUAUAUACAUAUAUAUAUUGCGUUUUUGGCUAUGGGACACUUUUCCAAAUAAUAAAAAAAAAUAUUAAUUUUACACUGCGUAACUUUGA